Periophthalmus magnuspinnatus is the source of this 1537-nucleotide messenger RNA. It is a transcript of the gene ilkap, whose product is annotated as integrin-linked kinase-associated serine/threonine phosphatase. Lineage: Eukaryota; Metazoa; Chordata; Actinopteri; Gobiiformes; Gobiidae. Gene Ontology annotation, molecular function: protein serine/threonine phosphatase activity; cation binding. Gene Ontology annotation, biological process: protein dephosphorylation. The transcript is spliced from 10 exons. The coding region runs from base 313 to 1410 and encodes 365 amino acids. The record is from RefSeq and is a predicted model, not a curated record.
AGAAGAAGCGCCUCUGCAGUGUCUGACCCGAGCCGCAAACUUUCACUCACAAAACAUUAAAUUUACACAUUUUAUUCACUCUACGUGGUCUCAAGUCACGAUAUAUUUGUCCCGAUAAAGACUGUGACCUUUGGGGACAUUCUAGUGGAGAACAGACGUGUAAAAGCGCAGGUUUUGUCUCGUUUUAGCCGUGGCGGUGCUAGGGUUAGUUAGCUCGGUGGCUAACAGUCGCCAUUGAUUUCUAUGAACAGCGGCUAACAGAAGCUAACGGCGGCUAACAGGAGCUAACAGAAGCUAACUGGACCGUCUGUCAUGGACCUGUUCGGAGAUUUACCGGAGCCGACCCAAAGCCAAACCCCCGCCCCACUUCAAUUUCAAGAAGGCAGCCAGAACGGUGGGACCCAAGAUGGCGUCCGUAAGCGUAAACCGAGCUCGGGCGAUGAUGAGGAGGCGGAGGACGAGGAGGAGGUGAAGAGGCUCUGCACAGAAGGUCUGCCCGUGCUCAGAGGGUACGUGGCCGCUCGCCGAGGAGAGAGGGACGAGAUGCAAGACGCCCACGUGGUUCUGCCAGACAUGAGCGGCCUCCUGAGCGUGCGGCCCAGAUCUGUCUCUCAUCUGUCGUACUUCGCUGUGUUCGAUGGACAUGGAGGAGCCAGAGCCUCGAAAUUCGCUGCUGAAAACCUCCACCUGACCCUGGCCAAAAAGUUCCCCACAGGAGACAGUGAGAACCUGGAGAAGCUGAUCCAGAAAAGUCUGAUGGACACGUUCAAACAGACGGACGAGGAGUUCCUGAAGAAAGCCUCCAGCCAGAAGCCGUCGUGGAAGGACGGCUCUACUGCCACCUGUGUCCUGGUGGUGAACGACACGGUGUAUGUGGCCAACCUGGGAGACAGCAGGGCGGUGCUGUGCAGGAUGGAGUCGUCUGAAGGACACAACAAACCUGUGACUCUGUGUCUGAGUAAAGAACACAACCCCACCAUGUACGAAGAACGAAUGAGGAUCCAGAGGGCCGGAGGGACUGUGAGAGAUGGCAGAGUUCUGGGCGUCCUGGAGGUCUCUCGUUCCAUCGGAGACGGUCAGUACAAACGCUGUGGGGUCAUCUCCACUCCAGACCUGAGGAGGCGCCAGCUCACGCGCAACGACAGGUUCCUGAUUCUGGCCUGUGACGGUUUGUUCAAAGUGUUUUCUGCUGAUGAAGCCGUGAAGUUUGUGCUCAAUAUUCUGCAGGGUGGAGAAGGCUCAGAGGAGCAGAAAGACCCCAGUCUAGACCCCGGCUUGGACCCAGGUCUGGACCCGGUUCUGGACCCGGUUCUGGACUCGGCCUGUCAGCAGUUGGCGUCUGAGGCGGUGAGACGCGGCUGUGCUGAUAACGUCACUGUGAUCCUCGUCUCCAUCUCAUUCCCAAAAUAAAGUCUGUUUUUGUUUAUUCCAGUCCGUUUUUACAUCUCUAAAGUGCUUCUCGUUUUGCUCAGACGUUUGUCGAGGCGUGGCUGCUUUUUGUUCUUGUAAGAAUUCAAAAUAAAUGUUUUAUUUUCAA